AUGGAUGUGGAACCCAACGAAAUGGUGAUCGUGAGCACACUGGCUGCGUGCUCCGGCGCCAAGGAUCUCGCGCUGGGCAAGGCCAUCCACGCGAGAAUUCUCUCCCCGGAUCUCCGCAAGAGCGUGUUCGUUGGGACAGCGCUCCUCAACAUGUAUGCCAAGUGUGGAGCGAUCAAGCAGGCCAGGGCGGUGUUCGAUCGGAUGCCGCACAAGGAUGUAGUGUCCUGGACUGCGAUGAUCACCACAUUUGCCCAGAUGGGGGAUUGCCGCCAGGCGCUCGAGACGCUCGAGGGGAUGAUCCAAGCUCGCGUCCAGCCCAAUCCGGUGACCUUCGUCGCGGCGAUCACUGCGUGCUCCAGCAGGGAAUUUCUUGAUCGGGGCAGGAAGAUCCACGCCGCCGUGAUUGACCUGGGCCUCCACAGCGACAUCACAAUCCAGAAUGCGCUCGUCUCGAUGUACGCGAAGGGUGGCAGCACGGAGGAAGCUCUUGCGGUGUUCCAGAGGAUGGAAGAUCGCAACAGGGUCUCGUGGAACAGCAUGAUCGCGGCCUUUGCCGUGAGCGCACAGUCCUGCGCGGCGAUGGGCCUCUUCCACGGCAUGAACUUGGAAGGGAUCAAGCCUGACGACGUGAGCUUUCUGGGAGUUAUAAGUGCUUGCUCGAGCGCUUGCUUGCGAUCGUGCAAGCGGAUCCACUCGCAGCUGGAGCUCGCCGCGGUGCACUCUCCUCCGGAUUUGAGCGUGGAGAACUUGCUUGUCACUGCCUACGCCAAGUGUGGAGAUCUAGAGGCCGCCGAGAGGAUUUUUCAGAGAAUCCCAGGCAAGAACGUCGUGUCCCGCGCUGCGGCAGCAUGGGAGACGCCGCCGCCACCUUCCACCGCAUGA
Selaginella moellendorffii is the source of this 882-nucleotide messenger RNA. RefSeq names its product pentatricopeptide repeat-containing protein At4g18520, chloroplastic-like. Gene Ontology annotation, cellular component: intracellular membrane-bounded organelle. Gene Ontology annotation, molecular function: RNA binding; protein binding. NCBI's taxonomy places the organism in Eukaryota, Viridiplantae, Streptophyta, Lycopodiopsida, Selaginellales, Selaginellaceae. Bases 1 to 882 code for a protein of 293 amino acids. Gene Ontology annotation, biological process: RNA modification. The record is from RefSeq and is a predicted model, not a curated record. The transcript has a single exon.